This is a messenger RNA of Metarhizium album ARSEF 1941, 3366 nucleotides long. RefSeq lists its product as uncharacterized. The coding region runs from base 1 to 3366 and encodes 1121 amino acids. The record is from RefSeq and is a predicted model, not a curated record. NCBI's taxonomy places the organism in Eukaryota, Fungi, Ascomycota, Sordariomycetes, Hypocreales, Clavicipitaceae. The transcript has a single exon.
AUGGAGAGCGAGCCACCAUUUGUCGAUGAGGGACGGCCGUCCAGGAGGGGACGCUUCAUGGACAAGCUAUUUGGCAAGGACAAGAAAUCGCCAGACAAUUCUGCCGCCGCCCUGGACGCCUUCCUACACAGCUCUGUUGAUAAUCUCGACGUCACCCAUCCGCCCCCCCCGUCGCCGUCGUCAUUGCCCAAGCUUGCCAAACUCGACACCACCAUAUCACGAUAUCCGCAGGCCUUGGCCGUCAAUCAACAGGCUCAGCAGAACCGUCCCAUGGCCCCAGGGAAAUUGGAGUCGAGAUCGCCCAAGAAAAGUCCCCGGCCGAAUAAGAAGGGUAUGUCGGUACGUUUUGCCGAUUCGUACCCCGAUAUAAUUGGUGAGGGUGGCGAUGAGUCCGAUGUACCAACCAUUGAGAUUGGGAGGAGUAGAAGGGCAAGACCGCCACAGCCGCCUGUUCAUCGAUCUCCAAGACUCGGCUCGGCGGCUCCAGCGGGAGCCCCCCUGGGACCGCCAACAGGGCUGGCGGGUUUCCCUGGAGCAGUGAGCGACGAUUUCCAGUCCAAACCUUUACAAAGGACUCAGACAGGAUACUCAUCCACCUAUAAACCAGAAAAGGACGAGCGAAAAACCUCACUUAUGCCGCCCGGUGCCAAUGACCGAGGGGCCGGCAACACCUUGGUGCCUGGAAGGGCUGCGUCGGCCAGGUAUCUGGAAGCGUCCGGGAGGCGCGCCGAUCAGAGGAGAUCUUUCAUCGAAAUACACCAAGCCCAGAUGCGUGAGGCGGAGGGCAAGGCGUUCGCACUUGCAGCUAGGACAGCGAGUUCAGCGUCUCAAGAUGAUUGGGAGGACGUCACUCGGCUUCCGCCAUCUGACCCCCCCGACUCAUCCCGCCAGUAUCCAUCAUCACCCGAAAUACAGAUGAAGAAGCCUGCCUUGGAUUACAGUCCAGCCGGCUCGAUAGGUUCCAACGCUUCCAGCAUAUACCAACAGUCGAACCCGUCCCAAACAAGCCUCCCAGUCCGACAACCUAGCGCAGCGUCACAAAACGGGCCUUUUCCUGGACCAUCACCUGGCCCGGCGCUUGGCCAUCCGCCGCCAAUGGCCGCGAGAUCAGCGUCUAUUAGGCUACAGGAUACGGUUGACUCAGCCGGAGAAGAUGCUCUAAACGCUUUUGUUCUGGGCACAAAGCACCUGUUUGAGCUAUUCCGGUUACAUGCCGAAUCGGUGCAACCACUCUCAACAUGUACGCCUAAAGAUUGCGCACGUGCAGCCCUUUGGUGGUUCUUGAAGGGCAGGAUGGGCCUAGAAUCGGCCGUCCGAGAGCGCCCAAAUACUCCACAGUCCCAGAUGCAGAAUGAGCUAGACAGGCAACAAGCCUAUUCAAACCUCGCCAAGGGCUACUGGCUUUGUCGGAAGGCUAUACCCGAAAUUAUGGAUGGACAUGGGCUUGCUCAAGAUGCGGAGCUUACUGCGGUGUCCCAAGGUCUUGUCUCAGCGCUGAGGAAGCUAUCUCAGUCCAUGAAGCGAAACGGCUUCCUGCCCCCCGAGGAGCCGUUUCUGCCUCAGACCAUUGACAAGUCAAUAUGGCUCGACUACCCUUGCCUCAGCCAAGAUCUAAAUGCCCUUUUGUCCGGAAACUGGUCAGCUGGCUUGACUGCGAUGCAACAGCCGAUGUCUACCUUGCAACUUCUCGAAGCAUUUCCUCUGAGUGACACCGUCGAACACUUCAGCUACGGUCGUGUCAUGGCAGAUGUAUUCCUCAUGGAGCAAGGGCGAGAAUCUCAAAGAAUUUUCUUGCCGUGCAUUCUUUCCAUGGUCCGACCCCAAAAAAGUGCAGGGCUCAUGUUCAUCAUUGCGAGCCAAAAUGGAUGUGUGCAGCUAGCCAUCCAGGAAAACAAGAACAUUGGACCAGUCUGGGAAGACCUUCGAUGGCAGAAUAAUAGCUGCGCUGUAGAAGUUCGAAUGCCGCGAGGCUUCUUGUUGGUUGUACAGUUAAGUCAGAACGACUACAGAACCCUUUGGAACAUGUACGAUUUUGGAUCAAAACUGCAGGCCUCCCUGCGCCCCCGAAGCGACGAGAUUGUUGUUUUCCGAAACAGCCUGCGGUCAUUCCAAUACCUCGAUGCAGACCCUCAAUCACGCGUUUUCCCUAAAGAAGCCGUUCCGCAGUGCGACUUGGCAUUGUUCGAAAGGAUAUACAAGGAGAGCGGCCCAGCCGGCCCGCGAAGUUGGCAUUGCGGAUUUCGAAUUGCAGUUGUUGUGGGGCCCCGCACCAGAACCAUCAGCGGGAUACAGCAUAACUUUCCCCCACAGCUACCCGUUCAAUUUGGGUUUUUUAGAGCCGAAGGCGACACUCCAGCAUUAUCAGUCAGGUCUGUUAAUGGGCGGCAAAACGGGCGAAUGGUGUUUGUGUUUGGCGAUGAAAAGGAAAGAGUCAGGUUCCACUCGCUUCUGACAGGCACGGCGCUAAGUCACGGCGAGAGGGUCGUUGCUGACGCGCCUCUCAAAAGCUUCAUAAUAUCGCAAAGUCUACGCGAACCGACUGGUAUCGCACCUUUUAGUCGCAUGCCUUGGAAGGCCGCCAGAGUGGUCAACGACGAGUUCAGCUCGAAUGGGGACCUGCCACCUACCGUUCUGGCUGACAAACUCAAAAUUGUCCUGGAGUACCAGAAUGGCAUGGUUGCAGACAGAGUGAACGUCGCCCCCGGCGAGCUGCGGAUGCGGCUUGAGGUUUCAAACGCAAAAAUAUUGCGUGUUCUCCGGCAACCACAGCAGGAUGUCACGAUGUCCGUCUCGGAGGCGCAGGUGUCACGGGAACUCCCUUCAAACCUGGCAGAUUCUCUGCAACUUCUUAAAGCAAACCAAACUAUCCGCUCAUAUGAGUUCAAUAACUUGAAGGAUCUUCACGAUUUCCAAGCUGCACUGACCGGAUUCGAAGUCAUAUUUGACGCUCUUGCAGCGACGUUUGCCAUCUCGCGAAGACGCAUGGUCGUUCCCAUUCACAAAAAGUGGGAGGCUGGGUGUACAAGAAUCCAAGUGGUCAAAUUAGAAGAUAGGCAACUUCAGUUGCUGGCCUUCUUUGAGGACUUCCAGCAUGGGCACUGCAUGAACUUUGUGCUCAAGGGCACGGAUGUUUACGAAACGUUUCAGAGAGGAAGCAAGGCAGGGCUCAAGUUUGUGGAUGCCAAGUUCCCAUUGCCACAGAUACCCGCGGACAAGGAUUCGGAUCACGAUGACAUGGCUUUUAUAUGUCUCGAUCUACCAGAUCUCCCAGGUGAACAUGAUGAUAUUUCUAUCAUGUUCGAGAAUGAAACAGGUGAGGACGCAUCAUUUGAGACGUACACAUUAUGGCAUCGGCUUGGGCGCUGA